GAUCGGACUGGACAACUCCAGCUGUGCCUGCGAAAGUGGCAGUGCGUGGAAUGUGGGCGAUGUAGACGCCAGCGACUGCUUGAAGUGCGAAGACUUCAAGUUGGACUGCGAAGGGCCCGGCCACACGAUGUUUUCGGCACCGCCCGAAGUCGGCUAUGCACGCGUGAAGGCCGCAGCUCCGAGGGCAUUCAGGUGUGGUGAGCCGGCAGAGAAGCGCUGCAAUCAUAGCAACGCAUCUGACCCUCUGGGAUGUGCUGCUGGCUAUUCUGGGCCGCUGUGCAGCACCUGCGGUGAUGGAUUUCGAAGAAAGCACAAUCUUUGCACCAGGUGUGCUGAUGCUGACGGGAUCAAGAAAUCGAGACUAUGUAUCGCGGCUGGCAUUCUCGUGCUGGCCGUGGUGGCGACUAUUGGCGGUGUCAUUUAUUGGCGGAGGAGCACUUCUACGCGUCAUUCCGUUGGAAUCAUCGAGGCAUGUGUCGCUCCGACGACUGUUCCUGCCGGUCUCUCUGAACGUUUUAACAAGAUUUAA
Messenger RNA from Symbiodinium sp. CCMP2456, 529 nucleotides. The record is from the annotation of a GenBank genome assembly. NCBI's taxonomy places the organism in Eukaryota, Dinophyceae, Suessiales, Symbiodiniaceae.